AUGACGAAAGUUGACAAGUAUGCAAAGGGACUUCCAUGGGAGUACGUUGUGCUAGUCCGCCAGACACCUACUCUGGAGGCAGCUAUCUGGUCCGCUAAGUCUGUUGAGGAAAUGAUCAAGGGGAGAGCCUCCAGCAAGGUUAAGGUUGGCGAAAAGAGGCAAUUUGAGGGGUCGUCAAAAUCUAACAAAAAGAACAAGUCUGGUUCAAAGAAAUAUGGAGGAGGAGGAAACGAAGCAAAGUGGUGCGAGAAAUGUAAGAAGAAACACUCGGAGAAAUGUAGCGAGGAGGUGACUUGCUACAAAUGUGGAAGGACAGAGCAUUACGCCAACGAGUGCACAUCCAACAAGAAGGUGUGUUAUGGAUGUAAUGAGGAAGAGCACAUCGCUAAGGAUUUACCGAAGAAUAAGGAGGCGGCAAGGCCCAUUGUCCCACCGAAUCCAAAAGCCAAAGCUUUCCAGAUGACCCUGGAAGCCGCGAAGGAAGCAGCAGACGUCGCUUCAGCCUUGCCUAUAGAAAAACUAGAUGAUGCCCUAAUUGUAGAAGUUGCCAGUGGCAAAUUCAUACAUGUUAGCAAUUGCAUUAGGAAUAUCGUCAUCAACAAGAACGUAAACGAAUUCCAUGACGAGCUGUUACCUAUUGAGCUAAAUAGUUUCGAUAUCGUACUAGGAAUGGAUUUACUUAGCACCAAUGAUGCCGAGAUACCGUGCAAGAAGAAGAUAGUAAGGGCGAACCCGCCUGGGAAAGAGACAUUUGUGGUCUACAAGGACAAACGUAGAUUUCUUUAG
Lactuca sativa (garden lettuce) is the source of this 786-nucleotide messenger RNA. The record is from RefSeq and is a predicted model, not a curated record. Lineage: Eukaryota; Viridiplantae; Streptophyta; Magnoliopsida; Asterales; Asteraceae.